Molecule: messenger RNA, 1830 nt
Organism: Zingiber officinale
Lineage: Eukaryota; Viridiplantae; Streptophyta; Magnoliopsida; Zingiberales; Zingiberaceae
Product: bZIP transcription factor RISBZ2-like
Exons: 6
Coding region: 489-1646 (385 amino acids)
Biological process (GO): regulation of DNA-templated transcription
Molecular function (GO): DNA-binding transcription factor activity
Source: RefSeq, a predicted model, not a curated record
GGUCGAUGCAGGCGAGCAAACAGAGUUUAAAGAAUCCCUCUAUCGGCCUGGGCAGGCUAGUUUUUAGUGAGCCACAGAAAGAGGCGACGAAGGUGGACUCUGAGCUACAGUCGGUUGCUCUUUCUUGCGGUCCUCGAGCUACAUGAGUUGCUUUUCUAUGUUUCCUGACGGGGAUAUUACACUCGAUCAUCCCUCCCGAAGCGCACGAGCAAAGCAAGGCGCGGUUGCGCACCACCAAAACGCCGCAGUCUUAUAAUUAAAACGUUCUUCUGCUUCGUCUUCGCCGCCGAUGCUUCCUCUUUGACCAGGGAUCGAAGCGCAAACGAGUUUCCUCGGUCCCUCUCUCUCAUAAAUUUCCUAUUUCUGUUCUUCUUUUCGUAGCGCGUGGUAGGAAUCGUAUGAUUAUAGGGCAGUGUUCAUUUUUCAAUUCGCCGAGCACGGAGAUUUAAUCGAUAUUGUGGAGUAGAGGUGGGAAAAAUCUGGAGGCAAUGGAGAGAAUCUUCUCCGUGGAGGAAAUCCCCGAUCCACCCUGGCCCGGAGCGGGUCCCUCCGCCGCUACCGGUGGGAUGAACCGGAGCGCAUCGGAGUGGUGCUUCGAGAAAUUCUUGGAGGAGGCCACCGCCACUUCAGGGGCUUCCGAUCCUAAAUUUCAACCUGGCACCGGCGCUUCCGGCAUUGACUCGGGUGACGGGGCAAGAGAGGCCGAGAGCGAGGCGACUACCGCCGUAGAUGGAGAUGGAAAUUCCGUUGCGCGACCGACUGGGGCGGAUCCCGUGGAGUACGCUGCCUUGCUGAAGCAGAAGCUGGAUAUGUACUGCGCCGCCGUCGCCAUGUCGCGGGCUUCUAGUGCAAAUCCUGAGGAUUGUGUUCCAACAGCUAGCAGUAACACCAGAUCACCUACUUCAGAUACUUCACUGCAGGGAAAUCAAGCACCUGCAAAGUGUGUCCAAGUUAAGCCAGCUACCAGUGGGUCCUCAAGAGAGCCCUCUGAUGAGGAUGAAGUUGAAGGUGAAACAGAAAUAACAGAAAAUACAGUUCCUGCUGAUGCAAAACGGAUAAGGAGAAUGAUCUCUAACCGAGAAUCAGCGAAGCGCUCAAGACGAAGGAAGCAAGCACACUUAAGUGAGCUUGAAGCACAGGUUUCACAGUUAAGAGUUGAGAAUUCUGCCCUGCUGAAGCGACUUGCCGACAUCAAUCAAAAGUACAAUGAAGCUGCUGUCGACAAUAGGAUACUCAAAGCGAAUGUGGAGACUUUAAGAGCUAAGGUGAAGAUGGCAAAGGACAACGUAAAGCGGUUAACCGGGAUGACUCUGUCCUACUCAACCAUCUCAGACAUGUCCUCUUCCAGUGUACCCUUCUCCGAGAGACCAUCGGACUUAUCCAAUGCUGCUGUGACCGUUCAUGAUGACAAAAACCAAAUCUUCCAGACGCAGACACGGGACUUAGAUAUCAAUCCCCGUCUCCCUGAGAUUGUGUCUGCCAGUUCGGUUAAUGAUAUAGUUCAUGGUGGUGUAGCUGGGGGAAGGAUGCACAGAACUGCCACGAUGCAACGAGUAGCCAGCCUCGAGCACCUGCAGAAGCGGAUCUAUGGAGGGGGAGAAAACUCUUGCACAUUGGCUGUCAAUAACAGAACUGCCGAUAACUAAAACACUUUCUCUUGUGUUCGAUGGCUUGCCUUUGUAUUUCAAUUCGAUGGAUCGAUCGAAAUUUCUCCAGCAGUUAUCGGUGACCAUGAAGAAACUUCACAUGAACAUUGCUCCUCUUUCAAAUCUUGUCGAUGCCAAAUUAUGUUAAUCCCAACAAUUUUGAGUCAGUUAAGAUUUUAUAUCA